UCUACGCGCACAUGCGCAGAACGACAGGUGGUCGGCAACUCGAGCCAGCCGUCACGAACCUAUCGACUUCUCGUGCUCAUCAUCAGGCGCUUUCGUGUUCAAGUGAGAACGAUGUGCAGUGCUUUGUGUUGAAGGGCUCGUGGUGACAUGGCGUCUUUAUUUUAAACUUCAUAAAUGUGUUAAUACGAUUGAUAUAGUGUUCAAUUACAAUGAGUGUGAAUUAUGAUCGUGUUUGUAGACUGUGCUUGUCAUCUCGAGGCGAAUUACUGCCGAUUUUUCCUACCACCAGUUCGGAUGAGUCGGAACCUCCCGUCCUUGCAAACAAAAUAAAGGAUUGUGUCUCUGUACAGAUAACCGAAAAUGACGACCUGCCUACUAAUGUCUGCAGGAAAUGUAUGGACAAUGUAAAUAACUGGCAUAUUUUUAAGUCUGUGUGUGAAAGGACACAAAACAAGCUAGAAUCUCUAUUGAAAAAAGAUGGCAACCAACUAGAAGAGGUAAAAAUAAAAAGUGAACCAGUAUCUGAUGAAGCUUAUGAUGAUGGAGUGGUCAUUGAUGGUUCCUAUCCAGAAAAUGAGAAUGCAGCCAAUUCAGCCAAAUUGCAACCAGAAGGCCCACCAAUCUUGGCAUCAUUGGGACUCACGCCAAGGAGUGAUAAGGGCGUGGAGAGUGACAAGGAGGAAGAAGAGGAUGAAGAAGAGGUAAAUGAAUCAGCUCAAGCUCAGUCGUUCUCUAAUGUGGCUAAUAUGCCUGAAGUUUCUAUUACCGUAAUGCGACCCACAGGAGAGACCUUACACGCUCGUCAAGGUAUCCAGCAAUUAGCUUCUAAAGAAUGUCUUGUUUGUGGCCGUUCUUAUAGGUAUUCGCAUAAUGCUAGGCGCCAUGAACUCACUGCCCACAGCUUUGAUAGGUACACCAAUAAAAUAACAACCAAAAAGUCUCAUACGCAUAUGCAGCCUAAACUAAGACCCAAUCCAUUCAACCCAAAAGCGCGAUUAAUGCCGAGCCAUAAGAUGCAACUUAUGCCUAAACCGGUCCCGAAAUUAAUGCCACAAAGAAUUCAAGUUUCUCCAAAACCGAUACUAAUUAGAGCAUCUAAAGCGCCACAAAAUAAUCUACCAUAUCCUCUUCGGAUUAAAGCGUUAAAAGAUUUACAAAUAAAGAAAAAGGAACCUCAAAUUUUAAAGACAUUACUUACAUCUAAACCGGAAGUUUUAGUUUCUGAACCUGAAAUUAUAAAUUCCGGCCCUGAGAGUCCUGAAACUUUAAUAUCCGAACCAGAAAUUUCCUCUUUUCAUGUAGAGACUAUUUUAUCUGAGCCUGAUACAUAUGAUCAACCACAAGGUGAUGAGGAGGUUGAUGGUGAAGAAAAUAAUCAAACACAAAAUUAUGAUACUGUGGAUAUGGAUUCAGAAAAUGAAAUUGAAAUUGCUCGACAGCAAGAGAAUGAUGGAGAUGAAGAUGAAAAUAAUAUUGAUCAAGAUGUUGACGAUAACGAGCAUGACGAAAACAAAGCUGAUGUUAUUCAGUGUGAUGAAAAGGAUCAAAAUGAAGAAAUUUCUGAAAAAACUGGAAAUAUAACAAUUGAAAAUAAUGAUGAACUAAAAGUUGAAAAUGAAAAUAAAGAAGAUGGUAAUGAAGAAAGAGAAAAUGAAGAACAGGAAGUGAAUCAUGAAGAAAAUGAGGAAGAAGACGAGGAAGAUCUUCCUCCAAUGGAACUAGCACCUGUAGUGGAAAUAAAUGAGGAUAUGCAAACCAACUCCUAUAAUAGCGAGUUGAAUGAAGAAGAAGAAGAACUAGAUGAAACCGCUGAACUUAAUGAAGGCGAAGAGCCAAUCAAAGAGCUUGAUCCAGAUAAACUUUAUGUGACAAAAACACAAAGGGAUUUUAUAACAAAGUAUCGAGACAUCAUAGAGCAGAUAAAUACUAAACGAUGUCUUUGUUGCGAUAGAGAACAUCCUCGUAGAAAGGCCGUUAUACAGCACUUACAGAAAAAUGGGCAUAAAGUUCCAAAACACACAUGUUACAAUUGUGUAGUCACGUUUGGACACAUAGGUGCUUUACUUAGUCAUAUGAGGUCUAACACAUGCACGGAUUUGUGGAAGAUAAUUUAUAACGAAAAUGGAAUAACAGACGAUUUGGUUCUUGAAGAUGAGCCUAAGGAUAAUAAAGUUCAAUAUAAAGAUAUCUUCAAUGCUAGAUCUUAUGCAUGCAAAUUAUGUCCGGCUAAGUUCCAACUAAAACAGUUCAUUAUGAAACAUGUUUUGGAUGUUCAUGAGGAUGGACAAUCAAGAGUGCCACUCGCAUGUGUUCAUUGUGGAUCUAGAUUCAAAGAUAAGAGUUUAAUUAAAAAACAUAUUCGUAAUGGCGAAUGUACAGUUUAUAUUGCUUGUGAUUUAUGCACAGAAAAAUUUGGUAAUAUGCAAGAUUUCAGUGAUCAUGCUUUAGCUGUUCAUGCAGGAAGCUUCGAUCAAUCUGAUAAUCAGAACAAAUGUGUCGAUGGACGACCAACGGACUGUCCUAUCUGUGGAAAGAAGAAUAGCAGCUAUCCGAAUUUGGUCAAACAUUUAAAGAUUAUUCAUAAUGAAGAAACACCACAUUAUUGUCAACAUUGCGACUCGAAAUUCGAACAAGCUGCUGAUCUUAACAAACAUAUUUAUAUAGAACAUUCAGACAGAACGUUAGGCGUACAGACUACUGAACCUGAUAUGUCUCUUGUAAAAGAGGAAGCUGAAGAGUAUCACUAUUCGUGUACGGAAUGUAAUGCUAUUUUUGAAACCGUUGAUGCUUGGACAGAUCAUCAGGUUGCAGAACAUAACCAAGUCGCUCAUCAUUGUGAUCAGUGUGACAAGAAAUUCUUGCGACCGUCUGAACUUGCUGAACACAAGAACACUCAUUUGCGUGUGAAAUUUUAUCCCUGUAGUAUAUGUACUAAUUCAUAUAGUACACCUCAGAAAUUGUCUGAACAUGUCCAGCAAAUGCAUCCUGGAGUUGGUGUGGGAAUCACCCCUGGCUUUCCCUCUUUUUGUGAGAUUUGUGUAAGAUCUUUUAAAAGCCGUCAAGCAUACUCUAACCAUAUGCGUAUACAUGCAAAAGUGCCUACUACAAAUCGAAAACCAGGUGAAGCCAAAGGAUUUGCACCACAGAUUAUUGGAAAACCAAUCAGACAAUUUUCGGCAGUACAACCCGGUUUUGUUUUCAAGCCAAAUUGUAAUGUUCCUAACGCUCCUUAUUCUUGUGAUAUUUGUGGCAAAGGAUUUAUGCAUAAGAAAAAUAUAUGGAAACAUAAGAAAGUUUUGCAUGCUGAUCUUCUAAAUGACAGAAAUGACAGUGAAGAAAAUACUAUGCAAGCUUCUACUGAAGAGGAUGAGUAUAAUGUCGAUGAAAAUGGUGCAAUUUUAUCCACACCACAGUUCAACAGUUUCAAUUUUGCUAACUUUACUAAUAAUGUACAAACAGCAGAGGACCCAAUGCCCUUCUCAUGUGAACUUUGUUUCAAAAGAUUCCCUAUUGUAACUAGUUUGUGGAAACAUAAACGCGCUAAACAUGGAAUUAUCAAUGCCAGUGCCGGAGGUAGCUCUGAAACUCAAACAUCAGCUGGCGAGGGUAGCAGUAGAUCUAGUUGCACUAUAUGUAAAAUAUCAUUCUCUGAUAAAAAAUCAUAUUACCGACACAGAAAAAAUGUUCAUAAAUCUAGUGUACAAAUGUGUAAGAUUUGCGGUAAACCUCUGAGUUCAACAUUAGAACUCUAUGAGCAUCUGAAAGCUGCACAUGCUCGAGAACUCUUGGGUUAUAAUGCCAAUCAAGGAUCUAGUAAAACUCAGGAUAUGAAAGAAGAAAUUGAUGUGGAAUAUGAUAACGACCAAGAUUCAGUUGAUCCAAGCGUCGAUUACCAAGCUCGCUACCCAUGUGAUACUUGUGGUAAACAAUUUGUUGGGUUACUCGCCUUACAGAAUCAUCAAUGUAUAAAUCAGAUUCAAUCACAACCACAAACUUUUGAUUGUGAAAUUUGUCACAAGAGUUAUACGUCGAUAGCAGCCCUUAAAAGUCACCGUGGUUGGCAUUUACGGUCUCCAGAUGGAAAAGCAGCUGCAAACAAUAGCGGAUUGUGGAUGCCCCAACACAAAGUGACAAGUAAGAUUAGCAAACAUGAAGUCGUGGAUCCUGUUCAAUUGGCUCGUGUUCAACAUUCAACCACCCCAACCUCAACUGUUGUCAAAAGGAAGUUACCUCCAGAAGUGGAAGUAACUGUUGUCAACCCAAAUAAGAAACUGCGCUCCGAUGAUUCUCUAGAAAUGGAACAACAAAAUAAUUUAUCGGGUAGUGUAGAAGACAGAUAUUGCACAAUUUGUGAUAAAGAAUUCACGAAACGAGCUGCAUAUCAACGUCACAUGGACGAAGUUCAUCAGCCCAAUUCGGUGUUUUGCCCUGUCUGUGACAAAAGUUUCACUAGAAAAUCGACAUUGCUCGUCCACAUGAAGAAACAUUAUGAAGGUGGUCAGGGUAGUUCAUCUGGAACAGCUCAAGGAGAGGAUGAAGUCCACACAUGUGAUUUGUGUGGCGCUCAGUACGAAAAUGAGAAAGCACUGCGAUCUCAUCGUUCGAGACACCAUGGUGAAGAAUCUGAGGAAUCGGAAGAUGACGGAGGUGCACCUAUUGCACAACCUGGCGAGUUUACGUGUGCCCAGUGUGGCGACGGAGUUGCUACUCCUCGCGAUUUAAUUGCACACCGCACCAUGCACGCGACUCCCACAAAAUUCUUUUGUAACAUAUGCAAAGUAUACUUUGCCAGAGCUUUGGACUUAUCAUCUCAUACUCGCGCAAGACACUCGGACAACGAAAAGGUUUUUUUUCCCUGUGCCAUGUGUGAUCGCUUUUAUAUGAACAAGAAGAGUUUACAACGGCACAUAGAAACGGCUCAUUGAUGGAAUUAAAAGGGGGAAACACAAAGGGGACACAGUGAUAUUUAGAAAUAGUGACAUUUGUUUGAAUUAAAAUAUUAAUUUUCUACUGUGUGGGCUGUAUUGUCGUUGACACAGUAGUUCUAAUAUUUUCUAUACAUGUAAAUACUAUCUAAAACCAAAAGACUUGGGUGUCCCAGUUUUAUUGUGAGGUUGAUGAUAGUGUAAUUGAGGCGUCAUUCCCUGUUUUUUUUUUUUUUUGUUAUUUUU
Messenger RNA from Galleria mellonella (greater wax moth), 5171 nucleotides. RefSeq names its product zinc finger protein 850-like. NCBI's taxonomy places the organism in Eukaryota, Metazoa, Arthropoda, Insecta, Lepidoptera, Pyralidae. Gene Ontology annotation, molecular function: zinc ion binding; chromatin insulator sequence binding. Gene Ontology annotation, cellular component: chromosome; nucleus. The transcript has 5 exons. Gene Ontology annotation, biological process: regulation of transcription by RNA polymerase II. Bases 210 to 4925 code for a protein of 1571 amino acids. The record is from RefSeq and is a predicted model, not a curated record.